ACUUAAAAAGUGGCAACCCCGAACUCGUUUCUUCCUUCAUUCCCAUUGCCUUCUAUUUGAAAUAAAUUAUUACCUCAGUAAAUUAUAAAUAAUGGCUAACAUAGCAGCGAACCGUAUAAAAAGAGAAUUCAAGGAGGUCAUGAAAAGUGAAGAGGUGGCGGGCGGCGCCAUCAAGCUGGAGCUGGUGGACAACAGCUGGACGGAGCUGCAGGGCGAGAUCGCGGGCCCGCCCGACACGCCCUACGAGGGCGGCACCUUCCUGCUCGAGAUCAAGGUGCCGGAGACCUACCCCUUCAACCCGCCCAAGAUCCGGUUCAUGACAAAGAUAUGGCACCCGAACGUGUCGUCGGUGACGGGCGCCAUCUGCCUGGACAUCCUCAAGGACCAGUGGGCGGCGGCGCUCACGCUGCGCACCGUGCUGCUCUCCAUCCAGGCGCUGCUGUCGGCCGCCGAGCCCAACGACCCCCAGGACGCGGUGGUGGCCAAGCAGUACAAGGAGAACCCGGGGCUGUUCGCCAUGACGGCGCGCCACUGGACCUGCGCCUACGCCGGCGGGCCCGCGCUCAUCCGCGACUUUGACGCCAAGGUGCAGCGGCUGCUGGACAUGGGCGUGGACGAGCACCAGGCGCGCGUGGCGCUGUCCACCUACGACUGGGAGCUGGAGCGCGCCACCGAGCAGCUGUUCAGUUAGUGCCGCCGCCGCCGCCGCCGCCGCCGCCGCCGCCGCCGCCGCCGCCGCCGCGCCGUGUCCGCCUCCUGCGUGAAGUAACAGCGCCAUCUCUGCCAAUCCGUUCUUCACACUGACAUUCAUCUGCACAACUUUUUCAAUCAAACAUCAGUCUUAAACAGCUAAAAGCUAAUAUAUACCCAAAUAUAAUAUAUUAUACCUUAGAUUAGAUUAAAAAGAUGUGCAUGUGUGUGUAUGUGACAUUAAAUUGAAUACGCAUUUGUUCUGUAAACAGUUUAGGGGCGCUACAUAUAAUGUAUAAAUGAGCUGGCAAAUUCGAUUAGACAGUUUAUGUUGGAUAUCAAAACUUUCCCGAAGAAGGCAUUGCUACUCGCUCCGGGGUUCCUAGAUAAAGUAACAUUCCAAAUUACUUAAAAAGCAGUACAUUUACAUCGUUUCAUCCAUACAAAAUUUAUAAGGAUUGUUACAUUACCUAUAAGCACUAGUACAAUGUCUUCGUUCUUUUAUGCAAGAUAACUAAACCAUGCUGACAAAAUAACUAAACCAACUGAAUGGUGCUAUGGAAUAAGCCCAUGUGUCCUGUGAUGACCAAACGGAAACAAUGUCCAGUAUUAAAUGGUCAAAAUGGUUACAUAAAUAUUGUCUCUAAAUGUGCUACAACGACAUAAAUUAGAAUAUUCACGUACAAAAAGAAAAAAUAAGAUUACCAUAAGGUACUUUAUUGUAAGUCGUAAAGAUCGCGCGUACAACGCGCGGCGCCGGCGCCCGCGGCGGUAGCGGCCUGCUCACUUUAGUCGAUCUAUGUUCCAUUAAUACUAUUUACCUUUAAUUUACAUAAGUAUAGUACAAAACAAUGAAAUCGCAGACUCAUCAACGCUAUUGUACGAUUUUGAUGUUGUUAUUUACACAGCCUUUGAUUCAUCAAAAUUUAUUUCACACUUCACACGUACUAUGUUGACGCCUAAGUUCAUUCUAGGCGAUGCGGUCGCCGAUGCGAGUCUACUCCGAAUAACGAUCGAGGUCGUUUUCCAAUUCCAAAACAUCCGAGUUGUUGGAAAUUGUAGUGAACCCUAUUCCAGAUGUUACCGAGUCCUUCAUUGUUUUUCGAAAUUAUAAACAUAUCAAUUGACAAUAAUAAACGUACGAACGAUAGCAAAGAGAAUUAGAUUUAGAGGUUGCGGCGUAACGUCGCUGCAUCUCCGUCCAUGGCUGGCGAGGGCGGCCCGGCCGUGCGGGGCGGGGGGGGCUCGGCGUGGCUGCGUGCGUGAUCUAUUCUUUCGAACGUCACUUCCGUUUAAGGUUGAAUGCACCGUUUGACAGGAGUCAUCUUGCGCGCUUACGUAAGGCAAGCUGUGCCCUAUAAGGGCAUAAGUACUAUCUAGGAAUUUCAUAUUGAUUUUUAAAGUAAAGGGACGUCGCGUUGGGUGUUUUUAAAGCUAGAUAUGAUAAAUAUUUUAUAUGUAGGUUGCCUAGCCGUGGAACAGGCACGUAAUGUAAAUAUUAUUAGAAAAUAAUUUGAAAUACAUGAUAACGUUAAAAUAUCUUUGAAUAUGAUUAUUAUUAAAUGUAAAGAAUAUAUUAAUUAAUUGUAUAACCUUGUCGCUUGCCUGUCAAACGAUGCAGUAUAGCCCUAAUUUAAGAAAACAUUGAUAAAAUCACUAUUUUCAUUUUGUAGAAUGUAAUAUUUUUAGUAUAUUUUUGUUGUAUAGAUAGAGAGAAUGAAAGUAAAGAGGGUGCGCAGUACUGUUGUUUCAAGUUGGCGGCCGCGGGCGCGGGACGGCUGCAUGCGCUGGACCAGUCAGGUUAUCUUUGAACAACUGACAGUGCCAAGUCUCGAUCGCAAGUACGACACUCAGUAACUGUCGUGCUGUCGGAAGAAGCGUAAACUUUAAAAAAUAGUACUGUGAUUUUUUCGAAAUGUUUAGUUUCGAAGUAAUAUCGGUAUAUCAUUAUGAAAUAAUUUUUGUACGGAACGUUGAACUCUUAUGCGCGUUGAUAACUGUUUACAAUUGGCAGCAGACCCCGGGCACAGGCCCGAGAUCCGGCACUGGCGGCACUUCAACGUAGCGAAACGUUUCAUCAGCACAUCAGACUAAUUUUAUUGCUAAUUUUAAUUUAUCACAACUGCUUUAAGAUGCCGCCGUGUUCAGCUUGGCGUGCUGCCGUCUUACAUAAGUAGUCUGUAAAUGCUUGACUAUCGAUGGAGGAGCAGGUCAAUAUAAAAAAGUGCAUAAAAGUCUUGCCUUAAACAGCUGAUAGAGACUGUGCUAUCCCGACAAAGUCGUUCCAUUAUAGGCGUAUUUAUAUUACAGCUAAUUUGAAUAAUGUAGGUAACGUAGGUCUGGCGGCCAUAGGAUCUGAACAGACAAUAACUCCCGCAUAUCACUGUGAAUUUGUAUAUCACUGUGAAUAAAUCCCGUGAUUGUGUCACGCACGCCGCGGCGCGUCGGGCGGCGGGGCUGGAGACGUCGCGGCCCGCGGUGCUGGUCCCCGGCGGGUAGGUGAGGGCGUUCAUUGUUCAUUUAUUAUUUGGUGGAGGUAGUCGUGAGAAAAUGCGAAAUAAGAAUAAAUCUUUUAUCGUAUCUAGGGUUGCCAGGUGUCCGUCUUUAGCCGGACAUGUUGGGCUUUUUACGGUCUUGUCCGGCCAAAUAUUGGCUUGUCCGGCCUGUCCGGCUUUUGUUAGGCUUUUCAUGUGGCUGCCGUGCCAGCCGAAAGUCGAGCAGAAUAGUAUCAAGCGCACGCAUCAUGAUGUUAGGCACCCGAUGAUGAUAGCACUACUCGUGAGCUAUGACACUAAUGUCCGGCUUUUAUGGUAAAAUGUCCGGCCAAAUGAAGCACAGAGUCCGGCUUUUGUGUUUUUGGACCUCUAGUUUUAUCUAUGUUCAAUUAUCAAUGGUAGGUAACAGAAAAAAGCCUUCCUUAAAAUUAAACUUGAUUUUUGCCUAAACUUGACUCAACGAAACAAAAUUAGACGACAGACGCCGGCGCACUAGACACGAGUCGUGUCGAGUCAUCGGCAUCGGAAAACCCUUAACCCGUGUGCAAUACGAUAUCCGUCCUGCUUUCGUGCGUCGCAGUCUCACACCACAAGGGUUGUUUUGUUCGUGCUUACGAAUCGAUGCUAGUCGAAGAAGCUUGUGCGCACCGUGGCCGCGUGGCCGCGUGGCGGGGACGCCGAUGUCGCGCCGGCGCCGUCUGCUGCCGCUCCACACUUGGGUAGUCGACACCUUAUCACCCUAGACUCAGAGACACAACUUAGUCAACAGAGACAAUUUAGUCCUGAAAAUCCAAUACCUUUCUCUAUGGUGCAAAAUUAUAUUUAAUAUAAAUUGAUUUAAAGCCUAUUCAGACAGUUCAUAAAAAGUGGGUAAAUUGACUAAGAGGUGCCAACUAAAUAUAACCCAAUUUUGAAAGUGGCACAGCGGAAAGAUGUCUUGUUGAUCAUCCACCUCCAAGAAGCUCUUCACGUGCUUCCAAAACGGUAGAGUCGUCAAGUAAGGUCGUAGAAGGUUGUAUUUAGUUCCUGCAGGGGACAAGCGUCUGCGGGACACGAGUGUCACUCAAACGUUUGUGAUUUUUUGAUCGACCCAAAUGAUCGAAGAGUUUUCAUAACUAAGUUUUUAUAACGCAACUGUGCUAAGUUAUCGUGAAUAGCACUAGUUUAGACCAUCGUUACCGGCCGGUCCCCUCGCCGUGUCCCGCAGGCGCGCCGCGGGCGCCGGCCGUCGUCUGGUGGAGGUGUAGUUGCUGGUGCGGUCUCUGGAGCCAGCUCCGUGGAAGUGGCGCGGGCGUCAGGGUCGGGGCGCGGGACUGUUCUAUAUAAGUUAGGCAAGUAAUAUAGUACAGGUGGUGUCGUUCACAUUGCACUCAUGUUGUAAAAAUGUUCUAAUAAAUAAA
This is a messenger RNA of Ostrinia furnacalis (Asian corn borer), 4585 nucleotides long. It is a transcript of the gene Ubc4, whose product is annotated as ubiquitin conjugating enzyme 4. NCBI's taxonomy places the organism in Eukaryota, Metazoa, Arthropoda, Insecta, Lepidoptera, Crambidae. The coding region runs from base 92 to 691 and encodes 199 amino acids. The transcript has 5 exons. Gene Ontology annotation, molecular function: protein binding. The record is from RefSeq and is a predicted model, not a curated record.